UCUCCCCUAUUUUCAUAUGUAUGUUCCAAAGAAAAGAGCAGAAUAAAGUGAAACAGACUGACUGUGGUAACACGGGGAGUUUCCUUCUUGCUGUAAAUCCCUCCCACAUGGACUGCAUACUUUCACUUUCACUUUGUUCACAUUCACUGUUUGCUGACAUGGAGCAGAAGAUGCUGCUUCUGGAGGGUCUUCCAGACCAGUUGGGCUCCAUGAAGUCAAAGCUCUUCUUGUACUUCAGGAACAAAAGGAAAUCGGGAGGAGAAGUGUUUCAAAUCCAGGAGCACCCCAGUGACGGCAGGAAGGCGCUGCUGGUGUACCUCCACGAUGAAGAUCUUCAGAAAGUGCUCCAGAGAGGAAAGCACACAGUGGAUUUUAAGGACUGGGGGCCUGUGGAGCUCAGGGUGAAGAGCAUCAGUACAAACACACCUUUACGUGCACGCGGCGCCGAAGAGCCGGACACCACACCGUCACGUGGCCCAGAGACGGAGAAGCAGGAAAAAGUGCCUUUUUGCAGAGAAGAAUCAAAGAAAGAGAAGGGUAAAGACGAGGAAGGCACACUGCUAGUGCGCUGUCAGUGUCCACUCUCAGAGGACUGGCUUCUGCUGUAUUUUGAGCAGUUCUCCGAGGAUGUCAGCAUAAUGAGACAUGGGGAAAACCAGUGGAUUAUCAGGAUGUCCAACCUGUCAGAUGCACAGAAAGUCCUCGCCAAGGAAGAGCACAACAUCAACGGUUCCGCUCUGACCGUUGAGCUCUACGACGAGGGAGCCGCGGAGAGCAAGCUGGACCCCCGCCGGUUCGUCCUGAGCGGAUUUACAGGUGACUGCAAGCACGGGCUCAUCCCUGUCUACAUCAAGAGCUGCAGUAAAGGUGCUGAACACUCCUGGGAAGUUCUCACUGAUGAGAAGAGCAUAGCGGUCACCUUCAAAGAGGACAUCGACAUCCAGGCCUUCCUGAAGAAAUGCUCUGGGAAGAAGUUCCAGAACCUGGAGAUCUCCGUCUCGCGUCUGGAGCACACAGACACAGUUUUGGUUAAGGGUGAGAUGGACAACAUCUCGGAUGAGGCGCUGCAGCUGUAUUUCACCAGCAAAAGGAGCAAAGGAGGAGAAAUCAAAUCUUUGCAUUGGAUCAACAGGACUAGUAGUGUGAUCGUCACCUUCGAACACUGGCAAGUGGCACAGAGGGUGGCUGAGCAGAAACACCAUCUCUGUGGAGUCAGUCUGAACGUCCAGCUGUUCUACUCCACUCUCCAGGAAGCUUUGGCUGGAGAAACUUCUCCCCUUCCAACCUUUCCUAGAACAGUUACUUUCCCUUUGGACUCUGAAUACCUUGGCAAAAUCUACCUUCACGAGAGGCUCAAAGAGCAUUUUGAGAGGACCUUGAGGGAGGCUCAUGCCAAACUCUCAAUUGAAAGGACUGCAGUGCCACCACAGGUCCUGUUAGAGAUGUCGUUAGACCCCAGCACCCUGCUGCUUUACCACGUGGCCCCCACUUGGGAAUCUGAUGCUCAGAAAGCCAUGCAAGACCUAUUGGAGACUUACACGGUUUUCUUGGUGGCAGCAAAGUCAGAGGUCUGGGAGAGAAUCAAGGACAGAUGUCUCAACACGAACUCUGAUGACGUCCACGUCUCCUACAACAGCACAAGCUGCACUGUUGUGUUGGUGGGACACCGGGGCGAAGCAAAGCGCGUUGAGGACAACAUCAAGGUGCUUGUGAUGCAGACCGAUGCGGAGUUGGAGACCGAGAGGAGCACCGUUGAGAAGAGCUUCCCUGUCCAAGCCAAGGAGGAGUUAGAUUUCUUGUGGAACUUGGUCUCUGGUAAACUGGGUGAUGUUGAGAGCUCAGUAGAUGAAGCAAACCUGAGCAUCCAUCUUAAGGGCCUGCAGGACAAGGUGAGCUCAGCAGAAGCAACUGUGAAGGAAGCUCACAUGAAUUUAGCUAUUCAAACUCUGAAUUUAUCUGCACAUAAAGUGGAAUAUUUAAAGACUUUUGAUAUCAAGAAGUUUGUAGCCGAUCACUUUGUCCCGAAUUGUAUUUCGGCUGUGAUCCUUGACCGAGGUCAUUCCUAUCAGAUCCUUGUGGAGAAGAAAGAUCUACCCAACGCCGAGAAUAAAAUAAAUGAUGUUCUGAAGGAGGAGGUGAUAGACCUUACACCUGAUCAAGUUGAAAUCACAAAGGGUGAAAACUGGAGACACUUUUAUAAUGAGCUGAACAAAGACGUGGAAUCCUUCAGCAGCGUUGGCAAUGUAAGGGUUUCACACAAAGACAAACAGAUUGUGAUAGUUGGGUUUGGCAGUGCGGUGGCAGACAUUACAAGAAAGGUGAAAGGCUACCUGAAUGACAAAGUGCCAGCAACAGAAGAAGUUCCACUCAAAUCAGAGCAAGAAAUGGAAUUGAUCAGAGAUUGCAUGAACCUCCAGGAAGAGCCUGAUAUUAAGGCCCUGGAUAUAAUGGUGCUGCCAUCACAGGCAUGGGUUUCUCCUUGCCUGAAAGUCACUGCAGCUCGGGAGAAGAUCAAAGAGGCCGUGUCCGUGGUGAAGAAGCACACUGCUCGAAUCAUGAUGGAGAAGCACACGUUCUCCAAAGCUGGUGAAUUCAAAGUGUUGGAGAAGAAUCAAGCUGCCCUCAAAGCAAGGGGCAAGGAACUCAGAUGCAAGCUCUUCUUCUCCAACGAGAAAGACAUCCAUGCAUGUCCUUUCCAGCGUUACAGCCUUAAAAUUACUGGAAGUAUCACUUUGACCAUCACGCAAGGCGACAUAACGUGCCAAAUGGCUGAGGUUUUGGUUUGUCCAUUGAGCAGCACCACGGCUUUCAAUAACCCUGUAGCCCAGCAACUUCUCCAUGUUGGGGGCCCUCAGAUACAGGAUGUCCCUAACAAGCUUUUAGCAGAAGGAAACCCUUUACAACCUGGAGAUGUGAUCCUCUCCCCCCCAGGACAGCUGUCUGCUAAGACUCUCAUAUAUGCUGGCAUUCCAGUGUUUGGGACAGGGGUCCACCUCAAGCCAGUCACUCUCAAGUGUCUCACAAAUGCAGAGGACAAGCAGUGUGUCUCCAUAGCGAUGCCACCGCUGGGGUGCGCCACCUUCAGCUUCCCUGUGAGAGAGAGCUGUAAGGCCAUCAUGGCGGCCGUCCUCGAGUUCUGCCGAAACCAACAAAAACCACCGAAAAACCUGACAAACAUCCUUAUCGUCGACCCUGAUGCCAAGAUAGUCGAGGAAUUCAUUUCUGCGGUAAAAGAAAUGGGAACUCCAGGCAUGCUGGGGAAAGACUCCAGCAGAAGACCAAGUGCAAGGACCAUUUUUGGAAAAUUUCCACUUUCGGCAAACAAACAGAAUAAGGCAGCUCCAUCUGUGGCACCUAAAACAGCAAACGCGAGAAUGCUCAUUGGGUGCACACUGGUGGUGCUGAAGAAGGGCGACAUCACCAAAGAGCAAGUGGACGCCAUCGUGAAUUCUACCAACAGCAGUCUGGACCUCGACACAGGAGUGUCAGGAGCCAUUCUUAAGGCCGCCGGGACGUCCGUUAUGGAUGAAUGCGCCCAACUAGGGAAGCAGAAGGCAGAUGCUGUGGUCGUCACCGGAGGAGGCAGCCUCAACUGCAGCUACAUCAUCCAGAUGGUGGGACCCACUAACACAGACGGUAUCACGGCCUCCAUGGAGAAGGUCCUGCAGCUCUGCGAGACCAAGAAAUGUACGUCGUUGUCCGUCCCUGCUAUCGGCACAGGCAGAGGAAAUAUUGGGCCCAAGAAUUCGAUCGAAGCAAUGCUCAAAGGUCUGGAGAACCAUUCCACACAGACAGCAGCAUCCUGCAUCAGAUCCAUGUUCAUAGUGUCCUUGGACCAAAAGGUGUUUGACUCUUAUUGCGACUAUUUUGCGGAGCGGAACAAGGUGCCAUUCAUGAAGCAGGCCACCACAGUACCUUCUUCAGCUCCAGUUCAGUCAAAUCUCAAAGGACUCCCAGACCAUCAAGUUAAAAUCCGGGAUGUCAGACUUGAGUUGAAGAAGGGAAGUAUCAUCCAUGAGACAGUGAGAGGGAUCGUCAACACCACCAACAAGGACCUGAACCUGACCGGAGGGGUGUCCGGAGCAAUAUUCAGGGCAGCGGGAAACACGGUGCAGGAGGAGUGUAAAAAACUCGGUCCUCUGGAUAAUGACAAGGUCAUGGUGACGAGCGGUGGUUCGCUGCACUGUGACCAUAUCGUUCACAUGCUGGGGCCCCACUCCACGGCAGAGGUGACGUCCCAUGUUGAGAGAGUAUUGGAGGCGUGCGAGAAGAACCAGAUCACCACUGUCUCCUUCCCUGCUGUCGGUACCGGUGGUGGAGGCCUUAAAGCGACUGAUGUCACAUCUGCCAUGCUGCAAGGGUUUGAGAAUCAUUUAUCAAGGCAGACCUCCACUGUUUUAAAACUGGUUUACAUCGUCAUCGAUCAGGACCAGAUUCUUCAGGACUUUCUGGAAGGGUUCAAGAAGUGGACAACAAAAACAAAGACUGGCUCUAGUGAAGAUCUGGAUGCAAAUGAAGACUGGACCACUACAUCUGAAGAUGAAGAUUUGGAUCUAGCCAGUGGCACCAUUGAAGUCAUCAUGGGGCCAGUUAAAGUCAAGGCACUGUAUGGUGACAUCACCAAAGAGAUGACCGAUGCCAUUGUGAGCAGUACCAACACCAGCCUCAACCUAAGCUCAGGUGUGUCUGGGGCAAUUCUCAAAGCAGCAGGGACUACAGUGGUGGACGAGUGCAAGGCCUUGGGCACUCAACCAAAUGAUGGAGUGGUGAUAACCAAAGCAGGAAACCUCAAGGUCAAACACAUUGUCCAUAUGGUAGGACAGACCACGGAGAAAGGCAUCACGAACUCUGUGGUCAAAGUUUUGAAGGCCUGUGACAGCGUUACGGUGCAGUCUGUAGCAUUUCCCGCACUAGGGACUGGUGUAGGGAACCUUCCAGCAAAUAAAGUUGCUCAGGCCAUGAUAGACGCCGUCAAGACUUUUCUGAAAGACCACCCCAACCCAUCCGUCACCCUAAUACACAUCGUCAUAUUCCAGCAGAAGAUAAUGUCUAGUUUUGAGGAGGUCAUGAAGAAGUCUAAAAAGGUCACUCCCCAAAAAGCAGCAGGGAAAACGGUUGCAGCCCAGAGCACUGCCUCGAUAUCAGACCAGUCCCAGGUGUCCCCGAAAAGCGGCAUCUUGAACCCGGUCAGCCUUGUGCACUCUGUGUCGUACCCUGCCAUGACCGUGGAGGUGUACGGGACAUCCUCAGCCAGCCUGGCCCAGGUCAAGGAGGGGCUGGAAAAGCUGGUGAGAGAGGAGUGCAGCAGCCAGGAGGUGGAAACCCCAGGUCUUGACCUGCUCAAUGACUCCGAGAAGCUGAACAUCCUGGCUCUGGCUCGCAAAAACCAAGUCUGGAUCACUGCCCAAUCCAACAAGUUCACAGUGUCGGGGAAGAAGGAUGAUGUCCUGAUGGCCGUUCUCCAGAUGAAGGACUUGGUCCAGAAGGCCAAGGACAGAGAGAACGAGAAGCAAGAUAAGGAGAGGGUCAGGAGAACAGUGCGCUGGGAGAAGGUCAGGUACGACAGCUGGAGAGCGAUGGACUCCAGCGUCAGCUAUAGCCUGGAAGUGGCCUACCACGAGAAAAAGAAGACGUACGUGUACCAACACAGAGGGGAGACGUUCACUGUGGACUUUGAGCAAAUGCAGCAGACGGACAGUAAAGGAAGGACGGUCAAAAUCAAGAGGAGCCUCCUGGCAGAUUCAGACACAGCUGUCAUCCAACCGCCACCGACAUGGACCAAAAUGGACCGCAGUGACAUGGAGGUGGUUCCGCUGCCAUCCGCAUCAGAGGAGUUUCAGAGAAUUUCCAAAGAGUUUGUACAGUCCUGUCAAGACUUUACACAGAGUGAUAAUAAAACCAUUGAGAUAAUCCAGAUACAGAGAGUCCAGAACAAGGAGCAGUGGCAGAGGUACGCAGUGAGGAAGCAGGCUGUCGAUAAGAAGUACCCUAGCAACAAGAACGAGCAGAUCCUUUACCACGGUACCACCAAGGACAUCUGCCAGAAGAUAAACGCCAACGGCUUCAACAGGAGCUUCUGUGGCAGGAACGCUACAAAAUACGGCCAUGGAACGUACUUCGCCAGAGAGGCCUACUACUCCUGCUACGACAACUACUCGAACCCAGACGAGAACGGCCACAAGUACAUGUAUAGGGCGCGAGUGCUCACGGGGAAGGCGUGCCUGGGGAACGGGAAGAUGAAAGAGCCUACGGCGCUGAACCCCAGCGACCCCCUGGAUGGCCUGCAUGACUGCGCUGUGGACAACCUGCAGAACCCCUUCAUCUACGUCAUCUUUUGCGACGCCGGCGCCUACCCAGAGUACCUCAUCUCAUUCAAGGCCGUGUGACGGCCGCGUUUCCAACAGGGGGACCCAAGGGUUUCGCCAAAAAUUCUGUGCCUUAUGAUCUGCCUUUAAAUAAACCGGUUGCCACUGCCAAGACUUUAAAUUAUACCAAAGCUGACAGAUCAGCGCUGUUUUAUGCGCACGCACGCACGCACGCUGAGAUAAAUAUAUCAAAAAUCAUAUUUUCUGUACCAUUGAUGCAUCACUAAACCCAGCAACUUGCUUUUUAAAACCACUGAUGCUGCAGUAUCCGACCUGGUCCUCAGGGAACUACAAUAUUAAAAAUUAAUAGCAAUAAAGAA
This is a messenger RNA of Scleropages formosus (Asian bonytongue), 6685 nucleotides long. RefSeq names its product poly(ADP-ribose) polymerase family member 14-related sequence 3 (gene parp14rs3). The transcript has 26 exons. The record is from RefSeq and is a predicted model, not a curated record. NCBI's taxonomy places the organism in Eukaryota, Metazoa, Chordata, Actinopteri, Osteoglossiformes, Osteoglossidae. Gene Ontology annotation, molecular function: NAD+ poly-ADP-ribosyltransferase activity; transcription corepressor activity. Gene Ontology annotation, biological process: negative regulation of gene expression. Gene Ontology annotation, cellular component: cytoplasm; nucleus. Bases 21 to 6386 code for a protein of 2121 amino acids.